Naegleria gruberi is the source of this 774-nucleotide messenger RNA. RefSeq lists its product as uncharacterized. The transcript has a single exon. Bases 1 to 774 code for a protein of 257 amino acids. NCBI's taxonomy places the organism in Eukaryota, Heterolobosea, Eutetramitea, Acrasida, Naegleriidae. Gene Ontology annotation, cellular component: MKS complex. Gene Ontology annotation, biological process: cilium assembly. The record is from RefSeq and is a predicted model, not a curated record.
AUGCUCGGCAGACCAAAUAAACAGCCAAUAAUAUCGGAAAAUAUUGAAGCAGCAAACAACAUUAUAGAAACCUCAGCGAGUAGUAUUUUAUCAACAAGUGUAAAUAAUCUUGAUCCGAUGAAUAGCAUCAAUUUGAAUACAACAAAUAUCACCCUCAAUAAUACAACCAUGAAUAAUAAUUAUACAUCAGUUCAAAAUAAUAAUGCCACUUCAUCGUUUUAUGUGAUUGUGAAUGGUGUAAUAAGUCAUGCAGAAUUUCCUGGCAAUAUGAAUAUUUCGUGUAGUUUUCAAUUUGUUUAUGGGCAAGAUUGGGAAAUUGCAAGAACAACUGGAGAAGGAGUAAGCUUGGAAAGUGGUGUGACACAGGUUGCAAUGAGGCCAAGAGGAUUCAACUCAAAGUAUAUUUGGAAUUUCCCUCUGGAGAUUUGUUUUAGAAGUACAAAUCCUUAUGGAUGGCCAAAGUUGUGUCUUGUUGUUCAAGAAGGAACUGGAAAGCAAAAGAUUAUCGGAUAUGGAUGGUGUCAAGUACCAAUCGGAGCUGGAAAACACAGUCUGAAAGUUAAACUGUUUAAACCUCAAAGUACAUCCUUAAUACAGAAAUGGAUUGGUUCCGUAAAGGGAGUGGCCCCAGAAUAUUUCGACUCGACAAUGGUUUGUAAAGGUGAAGGAAGAGAGGUAACCAGGACUGAAAGUGUUGGAGGAGAGGUGACAAUAGAAUUAAAUAUUAUGCACAAGGGAAUGACUCAGUUUGGUUUUGAACCAUUUGUUCAAUAA